Molecule: messenger RNA, 3355 nt
Organism: Musa acuminata subsp. malaccensis (wild Malaysian banana)
Lineage: Eukaryota; Viridiplantae; Streptophyta; Magnoliopsida; Zingiberales; Musaceae
Product: leucine-rich repeat receptor protein kinase HPCA1
Biological process (GO): protein phosphorylation
Molecular function (GO): protein binding; protein kinase activity; ATP binding
Source: RefSeq, a predicted model, not a curated record
GUGCAGCUUCCUUGUUCAAACCCCGAGAAAUGGCAACGAGUCCAAUCCCCAUUACCUCAUUCUUGCAUGGUGCUUAGGGAAUCAAAUCGAUCUUAUUUCACAUGAUAGAAUGGCUUCCAAGACAAGUCCAACCUUCCUUCCAUCUUCAUCAAUUGUUCCUCAGCUACUAAGGCGUGGAAAAGAGAGGAGAAUUAUUGCGGGUUAUGGUUGUUGGAUCUGACAUAACCGAGGCCUUGUGAUAUCAAGGGUGAUCGAUCACUCGCCGGUGACUUCGCUGGCCUUCCGACAUGGGCACCGUCUCCGGCCUUUUGCUCGUGUUCAUGAUCCUUACAGGUCAUCUUCGUCUUGGUUCCUGCGACACCGAUCCCCAGGAUGCUGCCGCUCUGCGAUCCAUGCUGAGUGAGUGGAAGAAUGCUCCACCAACGUGGGGGCAGUCGAGUGAUCCCUGUGGUUCGCCAUGGGAAGGAGUUUUCUGCGACGCCUCCAGGGUGACCUCACUGAGACUGUCCACGAUGGGAAUCAAAGGUACAUUAAGCAGCGACAUAAGCCAACUCACGGAGUUGCAAUCCUUGGAUCUGUCGUACAACGGAGAUCUCGGUGGGCUACUCACUCCAAAUAUUGGGAACCUGAAGAAGCUCACCACUUUGAUCUUGGCUGGCUGUAGCUUCAAUGGCAAAAUCCCAGAGGAAUUAGGCAACUUGAAACUGCUCUCCUUCUUGGCUCUGAAUUCAAACAAGUUCAACGGCAGGAUUCCAGCUUCACUGGGUCUCCUCUCUAAUCUGUAUUGGCUAGAUCUGGCAGACAACCAGUUGAUUGGAUCUCUCCCUAUCUCGGUCAACGCGACACCGGGCCUGGACCGGCUCCUCAACACCAAGCACUUUCACUUCAACAAGAACCAGUUAUCAGGAGAAAUUCCAGAACAACUCUUCAGCUCCGAGAUGACACUGAUACACAUACUCUUCGACUCGAAUAAAUUUACUGGUCCGAUUCCAUCCUCGGUACAACUGGUGAAAACGCUCGAGGUUCUUCGGCUUGACAAUAAUGCUUUGGGAGGUCCUGUUCCAUCCGACAUUAACAAUCUCACAAGCAUCAAUGAACUGAACUUGGCAAACAAUCAAUUAACUGGAUCGCUGCCGAAUCUGACAGGAAUGAACAACCUCAAUUAUGUUGACUUGAGCAACAACUCCUUCAGUCCUUCAGAAGCUCCGGGGUGGUUCACCACAAUAGAAUCUCUCACCACCUUAGUCAUAGAAUCUGGAGGGCUUUUUGGCCAAAUUCCGCAAGGUUUAUUCAGCUUGCCUCAAUUGCAGCAAGUGUUGCUUGAUAAUAAUAGAUUCAAUGGUACACUGAACAUGGGCAGCAUCAUCAGUCCACAACUACAGCUAGUAAAUUUCAGGAACAAUUCCAUCGAUGAGGUCGUGCUAACAUCCAGUUUCACCAAAACUCUAAUACUGUAUGGAAAUCCUCUGUGUAGUUCUUCCGCCGAAAACACCAAAAGCUAUUGCCUCCUGCAGCAACAAGCAGAAACGCCGUACUCCACCAGUUUAGCCAAUUGCGGUGGUUCUACAUCAUGCUCCUCGGAGCAGAAACUUAACCCUCGGAGCUGUUCCUGUGCCUAUCCAUAUCAAGGAUUGAUGGUUUUCAGAGCACCCUCCUUCCGAGAUCUGACGAAUGCCACCUUGUUCCAAGAGCUGGAGACGAGUCUGCGGACUAAACUUGGACUUGCUCCAAGUUCCGUAUACAUUUCCGACCUCUUCCUCAACAGUGAUAACUACAUUCAACUCAACCUGGCGCUGUUCCCUUCGAGUGGAAUGUACUUCAACCGGUCAGAGAUCCAAAGAAUUGGGUUUUAUCUGAGCAACCAAACCUACAAACCUCCUGACAUUUUUGGACCAUAUUAUUUCCUAGCAUUCCCGUACACCUUCUCAGGUGGGAAGAGUGGAAAGACGACAAUAAGUACAGGCGCUAUUGCUGGAAUAGCUGCCGGCUGCAUCAUACUUGUUAUUGGACUUGUUUGUGUUGGGAUCUAUGCCUAUCUACAAAAGCAAAAGGCUAAAAGAGCUAUUGAACAGAGCAGGCCUUUCGCUUCAUGGGGAGCCGGUGGUAAAGACGAUGGUAGCGCACCGGAACUCAAAGGAGCAAGAUGGUUUCCUUUCGACGAGAUCAAGAAAUGCACCAACAAUUUCUCAGACGCCAAUGAAAUCGGUUCUGGGGGCUAUGGAAAGGUCUACAGAGGAAUUCUUUCGAGUGGGCAGAUGGUUGCAAUCAAGAGGGCGCAGCAAGGAUCCAUGCAAGGAGCGCUAGAAUUCAAGACAGAGAUCGAACUGCUCUCUAGGGUUCACCACAAAAAUCUGGUAGACCUUGUAGGUUUUUGUUUCGAACAAGGGGAACAGAUGCUGGUAUACGAAUACAUUCCCAAUGGAACAUUAAGGGAGAACUUGACAGGGAGAAGUGGCAGACAGUUGGAUUGGAAGAAGAGACUACGAAUCGCACUGGGCUCAGCCAGAGGAUUAGCUUAUCUUCAUGAGUUAGCUGAUCCACCCAUAAUUCACAGAGAUGUCAAGUCCACCAAUAUCCUUGUGGAUGAAAGUUUGAAUGCAAAGGUUGCAGAUUUUGGCCUGUCAAAACUAGUAUCGGACACCGGAAAGGGACAUGUUUCCACCCAAGUUAAAGGAACGUUGGGUUACCUGGAUCCAGAGUACUACAUGACUCAGCAGCUGUCGGAGAAGAGUGAUGUGUACAGCUUUGGGGUGGUCAUGCUUGAGCUGAUCACAGCCAGGCAACCAAUAGAGAAGGGCAAAUACAUCGUCCGCGAAAUUAGGAAUGCGGUCGACAACUACGACGAAGAGUACUACGGCCUCAGGGAGAUGAUGGAUCCUGUUAUACGAGACGUGGGAAACCUCACAGGGCUUCGGAGGUUUGUUCGGUUGGCGAUACGUUGCGUGGAGGAAUCAGCUGCCGACCGGCCGACGAUGAAUGAGGUGGUGAAGGAAAUCGAGACAAUACUGCAGAGUAAUGGAUUGAACACGCAGCCGAGCUCCGCAUCCUCGUCGGCCACAGAAUUUGGGAAAGCGAUGGGAGCUCCUCGUCAUCCCUAUCAUGAUAACAUGAAAAGUAGAAACGAGGAGAGCAGCAGCGCGUUUGAGUACAGCGGGGCGUACUCGGCGAGGAUUGAACCCAAGUAGUGGGAAUUUGGCAUUCUUUUGUUUUGGUUUCGUCAUACAUUUUGUGCAUUAAUUUGUUGGGUACAAGCGCGCGAAACCAGGCAGUGCAGUGCUGUAUGUAUGUAUGUAUGUAACUUCAAUUCAGGAGGACCAAAAUUUCACAAUAAUACUUGAUUGAUUUGCAUUCAGAA